This is a messenger RNA of Fraxinus pennsylvanica, 315 nucleotides long. The record is from the annotation of a GenBank genome assembly. Lineage: Eukaryota; Viridiplantae; Streptophyta; Magnoliopsida; Lamiales; Oleaceae.
AUGUGUGAAAAAGGCUCAAAUUUCUUGCGGAGAGCUAUUUAUCUUCCACCUCGAUCAAUGUUAUUGAUAUCUGGGGAUGGCCGAUAUGCUUUGCACCAUUACAUUCCACACCACAAGGUGGACAAAGUGAAGGACAGUGAAAUCCGGAGGUGCUCAAGGAGAGUGUCCCUUACAUUAAGCAAGAAUUCAUCGUGGGGUGCUGCCACAGCUGAUGAGAAAAUGGUUGCCAACACGGAUCAGUUGGUAGCUGGGGAACAAGUAGAGAUGAUACGGAUGAGAAAAUGGUUGCCAACACGGUCUGCAUGGAGUGCCUGA